AGAGGGGGGCGUGCCGACCGAUCCACUGCUGCUCCGAUCUCUCAUGGCCUGAGAUCUGCUCACAACAGGGCUGAAGUUUUAAACUCAACUUCUGGGGGGAGUCUGGAGGAUCUGCAGGGUUCGGUUAGGGGGUUUUACAGCCGCACGAAUGAACUGCACCAGAGUUUUGCACGUCUUGAACCCCAGGCCGAUGCCAGCUCCCAUCAUGCCUGUGGAUGUAGCCAUGAGAAUCUGUCUGGCACACUCCCCACCCAUACGCAGCUUCCUCGGUUCCUAUGAAGACUACAAGUCCAGGCACCUGGGCAAGCAGUACAAACCACUGAGACCAUGCAUUAGCUCAAAGGCUAAAGUGGAAGCCUCCACCCGAGGAUGGAAGAGCACUAAAGGCAAAGCCAAAAAAAGGGUGGUGUUCGCUGACUCCAAGGGCAUGUCGCUAACGGCAGUUCACGUCUUCAAGGAGUUUGAGGAUGACUCGCUCUUACUGUCUGAUCUGCAGUUUGAGCUGGCAGACUUGGAAGAUGCCAUCGUGGGUCUGAAGGUUAAGAAGGAGAGGAGUUUGGUUUUGGACUUUGCUCAGCCUGCUGCAGACUACCUGGACUUUCGAAAUCGUCUUAAGAAGUACUGGGUGUGUUUGGAGAACUGUGUUAUCCAGGACAGAUCUCUCACGGGCACAAUAAAAGUUAGUAACGUAAGCUUUGAGAAGUCCGUUCAUGUGCGCAUAACGUUCGAUUCGUGGAAAAGCUACACAGAUAUUCCUUGUGUCUACAUGAACAACGUUUACGGCUGUGCGGAUACCGACACGUUUUCCUUUGCCGUCGACCUCCCGAGUUCAGUGUCUGCUGAGAAUAAAGUGGAGUUCUGCAUCUCCUACAAAACCGAUCAUCAGACGCACUGGGACAAUAACGACGGCAAGAACUACAGCCUGGCUCACGUAGACAACGACACUGACCAUACAAAGCAAGUUAUUCAAAAAACGACCUAUGAGACCAGGAGCAACAGCAAAAGACCUGAGAUGGAGUUUGAUCAGUUUGGGAGUCCAAGGACCUCCAGUGGCUUCUUUCCAGAGUGGCAGAGUUGGGGUCGCAUCGAAAACAACAUUCCCUACUGGUGAGGCCUUAGGGUGCCCUGUACCUUCUAAUAAUGCCUUAUAGGUUGUGGGAAAGGGAAGGAAGUAUAAAUAAAUAAAUGUGUGCACCAUUUAAGAAUUAGAGAAUAUAUAGACUGUAAAUACAUAAGAAGUCAACAAACUUAUUCAUAAAAAAUAUUUCCUAAUCUCAUGCUUAGGCUUUUGGUGUGUUUUUAAAAAAAAGUUAAAAAGGUAUUUUAACACUUUUGUGGUUAUAGCUGUUGGCCUAAUGCUCAAAUUAGAAUAAUGGUUAAUUUAAUUUACACUUUACUAGGUUUAAGUGCUCCAAACUAAUAAAUAUUCUAACACAGACUGUUGUAAUUCAUCAUUUAAUGAUUGGCAGUCACAUAAAAUGUCUUUCAUACAUUCAGAUACCAGUAAUUUACAAAUUAUGUAUUCAGGUCAAGUUUCACCUCCCUCCUUAAUGACACUAUUUUGUAAUAACAUUUAUUAAAUAUAUAUUCUUACAACAUUUUUGAAUAACCUCAGAAAUCAGUGUAGAACAUCAAUAAAAGUGAAUCAGUCUGACCCGUGGUUCCUCUGAAACACUGUGCAGUGUGCACUUAACUCUGGAGAAUGUUCUCCUGUUUUCGUAGAUGUGGCUGUUCAUGUGGAGGCUGUUCCUGUGAGAACAAGAACUGGGGAUUUUGCACUGUGGACGAUGCCUUUAAACUGAGAAAUGCGGAAGUGCAAUAAUUUGGUACAUCAUCAGUUUGCUUCAUAUUGAAGUCCGUGUAUCUCGUAGUACCACUUUAUGGGCCGCUUUCCAGCUGAAGCAAUAAUCUGACACUUGUACAUUAUGGGCACUCAAACUGCUGGCUUUUAAACGUUCUUGUUCUGUUCAUGCACUUUUUUUCCUUUAUACGUUUAGUUUGAGAAACUGCAUUGCACUUGAAUUGAUCUGUUCACGGUCUCACCUUUUCCAUGUUUGCUGCUGUGGGUUUGAUUCUGCCAGUGUUUCUGAGUUCUUUUAUAGACCCAUGAUAUGUGAAAUGAGGGAUUUUUGAAUGUUAAUGAAACGUGUUCGUAAGUUCAGUAAUUAAAUGAGAACCUGUGAAUGGGUGGAGUAAUAAUGAACUAUUAUAUGAUUUGUCAUCACUUUUCCCAUGUUUGCACCAUUUUUCCUUUGGGGAAAAAACACUCAUGUUUAUGUGAAUGUCUGCGUGUCUGUUAUCUGAAUGUUAAUGGCUGACUAUUAGGUUUUUGUAAAUUUAGGAGAUGGAAUAUGCAUGUUAAGUAUUGAAAGGGGCUUGGAACUAUGGUGUAUAUCUGUUUUCUACUGCAAAGAAGUGUCUAAAAAUGAUUUACUGCAUUCUGAAUUACUUUUAGAAAUAAAAUCAUGUUUCUACAUGUUAGUAAUUGUAUGUAAAGUGUCAUCAGAAGUACAAGACAAGAAACUGCCAAAAGCAUUCAAAUAUUAUG
Messenger RNA from Trichomycterus rosablanca, 2548 nucleotides. It is a transcript of the gene ppp1r3cb, whose product is annotated as protein phosphatase 1, regulatory subunit 3Cb. The transcript has 2 exons. The record is from RefSeq and is a predicted model, not a curated record. Gene Ontology annotation, molecular function: protein phosphatase 1 binding; glycogen binding. Gene Ontology annotation, cellular component: protein phosphatase type 1 complex. Bases 149 to 1111 code for a protein of 320 amino acids. Gene Ontology annotation, biological process: regulation of glycogen biosynthetic process. NCBI's taxonomy places the organism in Eukaryota, Metazoa, Chordata, Actinopteri, Siluriformes, Trichomycteridae.